This is a messenger RNA of Suillus paluster, 2010 nucleotides long. RefSeq lists its product as uncharacterized. The transcript has 13 exons. Gene Ontology annotation, molecular function: RNA binding. Gene Ontology annotation, cellular component: mRNA cleavage and polyadenylation specificity factor complex. Bases 86 to 1696 code for a protein of 536 amino acids. The record is from RefSeq and is a predicted model, not a curated record. NCBI's taxonomy places the organism in Eukaryota, Fungi, Basidiomycota, Agaricomycetes, Boletales, Suillaceae.
CAUAAUAGUGGUUCUCUUUGACCCCGAAGGUCGUUAACAUUUUGGGCGGACUGAACCUUUUUGAAAGGUUGCAAAAAUCGUUGCAAUGGACGACGACGAUGCAUUCCUGUAUGGCGAGCCCAGCCAGGCGGACACACCAAAGGCAGAGUUGGCAACUUCUGUGGUGCAAGCAAUAUCGUUUGAGGUCGUGAAGGCAGUUUCGAAUGGUGUACUCAAGGACUUCGAAGCCAAAGCUGAAGAAGAAGAAGAACCGCCCUUUGGUUUGGGUGCUGAUGAGUCCGAAGCCGGGGAUGAUAAUGCUGCUGGAGAUGAAGAGUCGAGCGACGAAGAUGACAUUGAAAUUAUCAUGGAUCAGCCCUCACGGUCUAUAGACAACCGGCCACAUGUUCCUCCUCGACCUGCUUUAAGCCGUUCCACAGGCGGUCCACAGUCUACUCCAAGUAGACCUCCCCCCACACAAUCACAGCUAACCACCGAGUAUACACCCCGCGAUAGGAAUGUACCACCUUCAAAACCGCCCCUUGCUCAUACAGGAGGUACACCCCAAACGCCCUCCGUGCCCCGAGAAUCAGUAUCUGUUGCACCAGAACAGCCCGUGUUUCUCGAAGGUCUGGACCCAUCAACACUUCCUCCUGCCAUCGCACCACCUUCACAUCCUUCUAUAAAUCUGGAUAUACCUGGCAUUCUUGAUGGUCACUCUAUACUUGAAGUUGACAUCGGUGCAAUGGCAGAGAAGCCAUGGCGCCUUCCUGGGUCUGAUAUCAGCGACUAUUUCAACUAUGGAUUCGACGAAAUUUCUUGGGAAGCAUACUGCUACAGACGGCGCGACUUGGGCGACCUUGCAAAUGUCCUCAAAACCAACGUGCUCAAUUUCGCAGCUAUGCCAGAAGACCAGCUGAUAGCCUUACCUCCGGAACUCCGUACGAUGGUCGUGACGGGCGCCAACGCCAUGAUGAACACUGCCAGUCAGGGCAUGAUGGGACCCAACGUCGGGAUGAACCCCAUGAUGGAAAUGCCCGGUAUGGGCCCUAUGAACAUGGGACCAAUGGGCAUGGGCAUGAAUGGCGAUAUGAGCAUGCAGAUGCAGCCGGGGGGCCCGUUGAUGCAAGAUGGCCCCGUCCCCGGCCAGGGUCCGGUAGGGCAGAACGGCACGCCGGAGCAGGGUGUGCAGAUGGGCAUGCAGGACGGCUUCGGGCCGGGGAUGAUGGGCAUGGGCGGCGACUUUGGUAUGCAGCAGGAGCAAGGGCCGAUGGGGCAGCCUAUGUAUCCCAGCAUGGAGGGCAGUGCAACGCCAGUGCCAGUCCCUGUGCAGACCCCAGUGCCUACGCCAGCUCCUGUUGCGCCUGCGCAUAUGGGUCGCGGGGCACCCCCGGCGCAAUUCAGAGGACGUGCAAUGGCUCAAGGCCUUCGCGGAAGAGGCGGUUUCGCUGGACGGGGACGAGGAUAUGGCGGAGCUCCAGCAGGACCUGUUCGCCCAGCUUCACCGUUACCGCCCGGCGUGCCAACUGGUCCCCGCAAUCAGAACAGGUACAAAGAUAGAGAUAACAACGCGCCUGCUGUCGAAGGUCUCGACUACGGAGGCACGGUAAAGGACGGCGGAGGAAGGACGCCGUCAGGGGAGCCAGAAGAUCGUCUCGGCCGGAAGCGACGAAUUUCACCAGGCUUGGAUGACACCCGGGGAUCUAAAAGGCGCUGAGAUGCGCGCGCAUAUGUAUACGCUCUCAUUAUUGUAUCUCACUCUUGACACUGUCCAUGCUGUUGAUGCUGACGCGAAGUUUGUCUGCUGAUCUAAGUCAAUGACGGAAGUCGUGGAACGGGGCCUUGAGCAUCUACUCUUUCAUCUCAUGCAUGGCACCGCACAUUGGUAGUACGAUCUCUCCAGAUUUCCAUCGUUGGUCGGAUGAAUACCUGCAAACAGACCUAGUCUCCCCUAGCCAGCCCUAUAUAUACGAAGGAAGAUAGUCGUUCCUUCUAAUAAGAAAACAGACCAUAAUCUUGCGCAAGUUGUGC